CGCUUUUCUGGCCUCUUUUCGUUUCCCCUUUCUCGUUUCCUUGCUUUCCCUUUUGGUGGCCUCUGUCUCCCCACCCCUGUUCUUGUCUUAUACUACCGUUGCGUCGAUUUCCACUCCAGUCUUUUCACCUUCCCACCCUUUCGCUUUUCACUAUCCCUUUCUGGUCUCUUCAGGCCUUCUCCGUCUGUCUCUCCGACCCUCUAUCCUUGUCUCAUUUCCCUUCUCUUCCACCCUACCAUAUCCCUUCGGAUUGCCUCUUGCUUUCUGUGCCUGAUCAUCCUGUCCUCUCUGCCACUUCGGUACCGGAGCUUCAGCCGCAUUGUGCUUGUCUGCAGCUGCUGGCGCUUGCUCAAGCACCUGUCUCGUGUCACCUGACCCCGUUGAUCGCGAGAGGCGGGAACAAUUUUGUCCUGCCGUCACUUGCAACCUUGACUCCUGCGCAGUUUUGAUGUUGCGGUUGAUUUGCGUCCGCAAUUGUCUCUGAAUUGUGCCUCGCGAAGAAGUCGCGCUUUUCGGUAAUUGGCGCCCUCAGCUCGCGCGAUUACUGACAUCGGGACUGUGCAACCUUCCAGUGACACGGACACGCAUUGCAUCAUUGUGUCGCAUAGUGUAUGGGAGCUACCAGUGGUGAUCUAAUCAUACAUCGACUACGUUGCGGUUCGGUUUAACAGUGUUCCGGCAUUAUGGCUCAUACUCAGCCAUCACCCACGGGAGGCGUCACCCCUCACCAUGGUCAUAUCGCAGCCCAUCCACAGGUCAACGGACACAUUCAGUUGCAGUCUCAAGGCCAAAAGGGUCAUCCCCUGAACACCGCCCAAAAGAUUGCUGCGCUGAACGAGCAGGUUUGGCUUCAAAUUGGUAAGGGAUCCUUCCUUGGCGCUCUUGUCGCAGCCAUUCGAAACAUCGUCGGAAUGCAACAUGUGUGCUGACAACUUACUUCAGGGAGUUUGACUGAGCUGAUGGGCGAUCUCGAUGGCGCAAUGAAUGCAUAUGAGCAGGCCCUGCGCCACAACCAAUGGUCUAUUCCUGGCAUGAACGCGGUGUCCUGUAUCUUGCGGACAAAGGAACAGUUUCCGAAGGCCAUUGAAUAUCUUCAGAAUAUCCUGAAGCUGGACCCAACCAGUGGAGAAACUUGGGGCAGCUUGGGCCAUUGUCAUCUUAUGAUGGAUAACCUGCAAGAAGCCUACACUUCCUACCAGCAGGCGCUUUAUCAUCUGCGCGACCCCAAGGAACCCAAGCUUUGGUACGGCAUUGGUAUUCUGUACGAUCGCUACGGCUCUCUCGAUCACGCCGAAGAGGCCUUUUCCCAGGUCAUGCGAAUGGCGCCCGACUUCGAGAAGGCCAACGAAAUUUACUUCCGUCUGGGAAUCAUCUACAAACAGCAGCAGAAGUUCAACCAGAGUUUGGAGUGUUUUAAAUACAUCGUUACGGACCCCCCUCGCCCUUUGACGGAAGAAGAUAUCUGGUUCCAGAUUGGUCAUGUGCACGAGCAGCAGAAAGAUUUCGAAUCCGCCCAGCAGGCGUACAGGAGGGUGUUGGAUCGCGACCCGAACCACGCAAAGGUUUUGCAGCAGCUUGGAUGGCUGUAUCACCAGCAGAGUACCAGCUACGCGAGCCAGGAGAACGCUAUUGAGUAUCUUGAGAAAUCUGUCAGCGCAGAUAACAGUGAUGCCCAGAGUUGGUAUCUACUUGGUCGCUGCUACAUGUCUCAAGCCAAGUAUCCCAAAGCCUACGAAGCCUACCAGCAGGCGGUCUACCGCGACGGAAGAAACCCAACGUUCUGGUGUUCGAUCGGUGUGCUCUAUUACCAGAUCAACCAAUACCGUGACGCGUUGGAUGCCUACUCGCGUGCUAUUCGCCUGAACCCUUACAUUUCGGAGGUCUGGUACGAUCUGGGUACUUUGUAUGAGUCUUGCAACAACCAAAUCGCGGAUGCCCUCGAUGCCUACGGUCGCGCAGCUGAUCUUGACCCUGCCAACGUUCACAUCAAAGCCCGCUUGCAGCUUCUCCAGAGUCAGCUUUCCGGAUCCAACCAGAACAACGCUCCUGCGCCUCAACCUCAAGAUGUUCAUCCACAAGCCUACCAAGCCCCGGGCGUUGCCGGACCCCCGGCGCCUCAGUGGGCCGCGCCCACGCCGACUGGAGGACCCCCUCCUCAGCCUCCGGCGCCUCCCAGGCAGAUCGCUGACUGGAACCGGGGCAUCAACGAGCUUCAGUCGCAAGCCCAGGUGCAAAGCGCGAAUGGAUUCGAUCACCGUGAUGCGCUUAGAGCCCCGGGGGCCAUCAAGCAACCUAGUCCCCGACAGGAGCCAGGAAGGAUGUUCCCAGACGUUAUUCGUGCACCGGCACCGACUCGCUCUCCCAAGACUACCAUGGCUGGUGGUCCUACCGUUUACACGCCCGCCCACGCCCUCCCGCAACUUGCCAACCCUCCGGCUCCUUCUCACGAGCGUGCUCCCAGUGGUGCCGUACCUUUCGCCUCUGCUUCUCGCGGCCCGCUGCCUCCCGCUCCCGCGCCUCCGGCUGGACCAGGUGCUCCCAAUGGUGCUCCUACUUCUGGUGGGCCUUUGCCUCCCUACCAUCGCCCUUUCACUCCUCCGGCUGAGAUUAGACCCAUCCGGGAUGAGCGUCCGUCCUCCCCCGGGUCUACCUACCCUCACCAACAGUAUCACCACGGUCCUAGCGUCCCGGUGCAGACUCCAGGCAGCACUGGCAUCGCUGGUGGCGCGCCCCCGCCUCCGUCGGCUAUUACUGCCGCUGAAGCCGCUGCCCGCGAGCGUGAGGAUCGUCCGGCUUCGGCCAUGAAACGCGGUCGGGAAUGGGAUACCGAGGCGGGCCCUGUCAAGAAGAUCGCUAACGAGGAGACUCGUGCUCGUCUCGAUGAACAGGUCACUCGUCGCGUGACUCCCCCAAACCGCAUGCCCUCGCCCGGCGAGAUGCAGCGUCGUAGCUCGUCUGAGAUCCGCCGUGAAGAUCAACGUCGUAUCAACGAGAACUACCAUCCUUCAGAAGCGGCCCACCAUCCUCCCACGCUGCCCUCUAUUCAGCAUAUGCCUCCACACCCGUCUGGCGGACCCAGCCUUCCUCCGAUGGCUGAAAGCUCUGCUCCCGCGUCCAAUGGACCUCCGUCCGGACCACCAUCUGCGCAGCUUCCAAUCAAGGAGGAGCCCACCCGUGGUGAACAGGCCCCUGCUCACGAGCCUGCUGCACGGAAAAUGGACGUGGACGAGAAUUACGACGAUGACGAAGAUGAUAAGCGGGCGAGCACCGUUGCAAAGGGCAGCCCUGGAAGUGGGUCGGGCAGCGUCAACAACAGCAACAGUGGGGGUCUAAGCGGAGGCGCCCCGUCCUCGUCGAAACCAGAGCCUGCCGCUUAAGACGCUCUGUUCUUUGCAUGAUCCUUGUUAAUGCCGUUCGAGCAAAACUCUAGGGGGGCCUCGAGUACUCCGUAGCUUUGGCUUCUCGUUACAUGGUAUCAUUUUCUUCCUUCGUUAACACAAACACCCCCACGUUUUCUUUCUCACUCCGUUUUAUAUACGUAUAGUUUUCGUCCCCUUUCCCCCGGUGGCAUUCGUUUCAUGUUCGUCAGCUGUGUUAGCACCCGGAUUUGUAUUGUAUGACUUGAUAACCAGUGGUUCGAAGUGGUAUUCUGAAGUUGCUUUUUGUACCUACAUGUUCACUUUAUUCACUCUAUGACACCUUCGCCCUUGUUCUUUCCUUUUCUUAUCUUCACUUCCUCUUUUAACUCAUGAUUUUUGCUCCAAUUUCAGCCUUGUGACAACCCAUCUGUUCAGAUCUCCUAACUUUGUUUUUACGCGCUGGUACACCAGUGAAUGAUCAAAACUUGUUUCCUAUAUA
This is a messenger RNA of Aspergillus melleus, 3858 nucleotides long. It is a transcript of the gene cyc8, whose product is annotated as putative transcriptional corepressor Cyc8. The record is from RefSeq and is a predicted model, not a curated record. Gene Ontology annotation, biological process: regulation of gene expression. NCBI's taxonomy places the organism in Eukaryota, Fungi, Ascomycota, Eurotiomycetes, Eurotiales, Aspergillaceae. Gene Ontology annotation, molecular function: protein binding; chromatin DNA binding; RNA polymerase II cis-regulatory region sequence-specific DNA binding. The coding region runs from base 960 to 3377 and encodes 805 amino acids. The transcript has 7 exons.